GAAAUAAAAACGGAACACAACCUUCUUAGAAGACUGUGCACUUGACAAAUGCACUGUUCUAUCUGGUCACUAUUUGAAUUCUAUAAUACCUGUGACGCUGAGUCACCUUGUCCUAUCAGGAAACAGUAGAGCUAUAAAUCUCCCUCCAGUGAAGAAUCCCAGUCACUUCCACAACCACCUGAAGAAGGACAGAAGAAACCUCUGAUCUUCCUGGAAACAAAAAGGAGAAGAGAUGGGAAAAACAUCUUCACAUAAGUUUGCUAAACUCAUACAAACUAGGGAUGCUAAAGCACCAUCUUUCAGUGGCAGAUCCCUGUACACAGAUGGAGUUGCAGGAAAGGAUGAUUCUGCCAGUGGUGUUCCUGUGUCUCACAGCUGUGGUGCCUCUGUCCACUGGAGAGGAACCCGAAGAUUUCGAUGCUCUGUCAACUAACAGAACAGAUCAACAAAACCUUAUUGUUGACACACAUAAUACCCUCAGGAGAGGAGUAAAACCAACUGCCAGCAACAUGUUGAAGAUGGAAUGGUAUGCUCCGGCUGCAAAGAAUGCCCAAAACUGGGCCAAUCAAUGUACUUUAAGUCACAGUCCUGCUAACAUGAGAAGAACCAGUGUACAGUGCGGGGAAAAUCUCUUCAUGUCGUCUGGCCCUUUCUCAUGGUCAGAUGUUAUUCAGUCCUGGUACAAUGAGGAGGAAGAUUUUGAAUACGGAACUGGAGCAAAAACACAAGGUGCUGUGAUUGGCCAUUACACUCAGGUGGUUUGGUACAAUUCUUAUCAAAUUGGAUGUGCUGUCGCUUUCUGUCCCAACAGGACAUACAAAUACUUUUAUGUCUGCCAGUACUGCCCCAUGGGGAAUCUAAUAAGUUCAAUUCAGACACCCUACAAAAACGGAGAACCCUGUGGUGAUUGCCCUGAUGCUUGUGAUGAUGGAUUAUGCACCAAGCUUUGAAAUUUUGAAGAUGUUUAUUCCAACUAACUUCUCAAGGUCUCCUGGAUGUACUCGUAUCUUCAUCAUGUUCAUUGCCCUGCUUCCUGCCAAUGCAAAACUAAAAUAAAAUAAUGAGCUCAACUUUUUCCUUCCUGGACAUCUCUCUCUUCAGUGAUUGCUUUUAAUUUAUUGCAGGAUGGAAUCUGUUUUUUAAAAACAGAUUCCAUCCUGCCUCUCCCACAUAUGCAGAAGGACCAACUUCAGUCCAGUGGCUCACAUGAGAAAAAACUAUAGGAGGAUGCAUGUAUAUAUUCUAUUUCUAUAGUGUUUCUAGUUUCCACUAGUACUAUUGCAGUUUAGAAUAUGUGUCUUUUGCUGACAUAUAUUCUACCAUAUAAUGCUCAGCUGUAAUAGAAAAAAAACAACCAAACAACCAAACUACAAAACUAUAGUUCGUUUAAAUUAAUAAUCCUGCUUAUAAUAUAAGAUUACACUUAACAUAGAUACAGGUAACCAAACCUGCCUUCUAAUGAAAAAGAACUGUCAGAAAACAACUUAAUUCACAAUAAUACAUAGCCAAGGGGGAAGGUCACUGCAUUUGGAAACUUUGUUUUUAAUAACAAGUAGGGGUGUCUUCUAAAUAAUUUUUUUUAAUAUCUGCUUUUGCUGUAUUAUUCAUAAAAUUACUCAUUCUUCACUGACCAAUUUAUUGUAAUUUCCAUUCUUUCUUAUUACCAUGGAAUAAAAUUCACUAAACUUCCACCAA
Strigops habroptila (Kakapo) is the source of this 1695-nucleotide messenger RNA. Its product is annotated as cysteine-rich venom protein piscivorin-like. The record is from RefSeq and is a predicted model, not a curated record. The transcript is spliced from 9 exons. Bases 282 to 950 code for a protein of 222 amino acids. NCBI's taxonomy places the organism in Eukaryota, Metazoa, Chordata, Aves, Psittaciformes, Psittacidae. Gene Ontology annotation, cellular component: extracellular region.